This is a messenger RNA of Zingiber officinale, 1842 nucleotides long. RefSeq names its product UDP-galactose/UDP-glucose transporter 5B-like. The coding region runs from base 566 to 1576 and encodes 336 amino acids. NCBI's taxonomy places the organism in Eukaryota, Viridiplantae, Streptophyta, Magnoliopsida, Zingiberales, Zingiberaceae. Gene Ontology annotation, cellular component: Golgi membrane; endoplasmic reticulum membrane. Gene Ontology annotation, biological process: transmembrane transport. Gene Ontology annotation, molecular function: 3'-phosphoadenosine 5'-phosphosulfate transmembrane transporter activity. The transcript is spliced from 11 exons. The record is from RefSeq and is a predicted model, not a curated record.
GAGGGAACAACCGAACGCAAAACCCCAACGGCCUCCUCGAUCGCCGCGGCGCCGUGCUCGCUCCUCCAGUUGAGUCGUCGCCUUCUUUUUCUUCUCUCUCUUGAUCUCCCUUCGGUCAUUCCACGCCGCCUCAAAGCUGUCGCCGCUGCCUCGCAGCACUCGCUCCCUUUGCUGCCACUGCCCUCAGGCAUCUCAAAUCGUCGCUGCCACCAGCCGUCGUCCUCAGCCAAUAGCUAAGAUCGGGACCUCUCCUUCGCGUUUAUCACCGAUCGCCGCGGCUACCUCCAAUCGUUACCCGAGGCAGCAUCUGCUUCCUGUGCCAACCUAAGUAGCGGCUCUCCGAGCUACGCGUAUCGCGAUACCGGAUUCCGUCGAACCUUACCUGCGGCAUUGCACCACCCACCCGACUUCUCAGCUUCCUUCUUCUCGACCGAACCAAAUCCACUUAGUUCAAAAUAGGGAAAACUAUAGCCUCCGACGAGAAUUUAGACCUUUCCUCCACGGUCGCUGAACCGGAGCGCAUCGCUGCCCUUGGAGCCGAUCCUUCACUUGUGAACAUCACACAAUGUCGGAACUUGUUGGCGCUGGACAGAUGAAGGACAAGAGAGCAUUCAAGUGCGCCAUCGCGGUUGUUGGGAUCAUGAGCACCCUACUUAUCUAUGGGAUUCUGCAGGAGAAGAUAAUGAGAGUUCCAUAUGGGGUCAACAAAGAAUAUUUUAGAUAUUCGCUGUUUCUCGUCUUCUGCAAUCGUAUUAUGACAUCUGCAGUAUCUGCAGGAGUUUUGUUGGCAAGUAAAAAGUCACUGGAUCCUGUGGCACCCAUGUACAAAUACUGUGCUAUAUCAAUAUCUAACAUACUAACCACAACGUGCCAAUAUGAGGCACUGAAAUAUGUUAGUUUUCCAGUUCAGACCCUUGCAAAAUGCGCAAAAAUGAUACCUGUCAUGGUUUGGGGGACACUAAUAAUGCAGAAGAAAUAUAAUGGGAAUGAUUAUCUAUUUGCACUGUUUGUGACAAUUGGAUGUGCUGUGUUUAUUCUGUAUCCAGCAUCAGCUGAUAUUACCCCAUAUAAUACAGGAAGAGAAAGCACCAUAUGGGGAAUCAGUCUAAUGCUUGGUUAUCUUGGGUUUGAUGGCUUCACUAGUACAUUUCAAGACAAACUUUUUAGAGGCUAUGACAUGGAAAUACAUAAUCAGAUAUUCUAUACCACAGUUUGUUCAUGUCUCCUCAGUUUAAGUGGACUCAUUCUACAGGGUCAUCUGCUUUCGGCAGUAGAUUUCAUGUUCCAGCAUCAAGAUUGCUUCUAUGACGUAGCACUUCUUUCCACAGUUGCGACGGUUAGUCAGUUCUUUAUUUCGUACACAAUCCGUAAUUUCGGGGCUCUUACAUUUGCCACCAUUAUGACUACCAGACAGUUGGUCAGCAUAUUGCUUUCUUGCAUAUGGUUCGCGCAUCCACUUAGUUGGGAGCAAAUGAUUGGAGCUGGAAUUGUUUUUGGCUCAAUCUACACCAAGAGCUUCAUGAGGAGCCAGACACAGAAGCCACAGCCUACAAAUUCAUCGACUAACAAUGUCUGAUAAACAGUUUCAGACACUAAUGAAAGAAAGGCAAAGGCCUUUGGUUUGUUGGGAUGAAGAAGGCAAGCUUUUAGGUUUUUGCUUGAUUCAUGUCCUUUGAUAAUUAGUGGACGGUGUUUUAAUCUAACUAGUUAAUGUAAUUCCCGCACAAAGCGUGGAUAAUAUUUUUAUUUAAUAAUAUAGAAUAAUUAAUACAAAAAAUAGAGCUAAAUUAAAAUGACAUAUUGUUUAGAUAAUUAUUUUAUAGAAGUCUACGUGGAUAAGUG